AUGGGGACCGGCGUGUGGAGGACGCGCCUUAAAAUAGUCUAUAGAAACGCGUCAGUAGUACCCUUCCUCGCCGCCGCUGACACCGACGUCGCGCUCACGAUCUUUCACGCCCUGGCCUCCCGGGGUCAGCCGCGGCGGCGCGGCUUUCUUCGAGUACGCGUCCCACUCGCGUCGCGUGUGCGCCACCUUCUUCCCCUCGCCACCGCCGACGAUGGCGCGCCCCGGCGUCGGCGUCGCGUCCGCCCGCCGACCAUCCGUCGUCGCGCACUUCAGCGCGUCCAUCUCCCGGGCGUGCAGCAUCCUCUGCUGAUGCAGCGCCGCCUCGACGCGGCCGUCCGCGCGAUCCAGCCGCGCGUUGAGCUUUUGAAACAUCGCGCUGAUCCCGUCCUCGAGGGCGUGCACCGCGGUCUCGACGCGUCGGAGCCUGCGAACGACCGCGAGCUCGACGCCACCCUCGACGAGCUCUUCAUCGCUCGCGUCGAGAUCUUCUGCGGCUUCGAAGCGGUCUCUGAUCGCCGCGAGAUUCUCGAGCGAUUUCGCCGCGGCGUCCGCGAUCUCCGCGUCCCUCGCGACGGACGCCAUCUUCAACAUCGCCAUCAGCGGCGGAGGCGGCGCGGGGCCGGUGUUCCCGCGCGUCCCCGCCGCCGUCGGGGUCGCGACGACGUCGAGGUCGCGCGCGGAUCCGCCUCCCAUCGCGGCGCGCAACAUCUCUGCCAAUCCGGCGGGGACGCCCUCGGACGACGGCAUCGUUGUCGCCGCGUCCCUCGCGUCGCCGUCGCAAUCCCGCGCAUCUCGGUUACCCUCUCCUCUGAGCUCCAAGACGACGCCCUUGAACAACACCCUUCGUCCCGCGGCGUCCUCCGGGUGCGUCGGGAACAGCUUGACGAGGAGCGCUGUGCAUUCGCUCGGGCCCACAGACGCGGCGCACUCGAAAAAGACGCGGCCCUUUUCUCCGCCGCCAUCGCCGCCGCGACGGAGUAUCCUCGCCACGCGAGUGCCUCCCGGAGUGUGUCCGACGCUCGACGACCCGGGGGGUUUCCGCCGCGCGGUCAGGGCGUCGUCGUCGUCGUCGUCGAGACGGAUCUGCUUCCGUGUCGAGUCGUUGGCGACGUCGUCGUCGUCGUCGAUUCGCGUCCCCGCCGCUCGACGCUCGCCGACGAAGCCCGCCCUGGACGCGUAUUCCCCACCCACCGCGUUCGCGCACGCCGCGGACGACGUCGGCGUGCCGCGUAUCGUCCGGACAUACUGCCUUUCUUUCAGCGUCGGAUGGAUCGCGUACAGCUCGACCGUCUUCGCGCUGGACACGAUCGAGAUCGUUCGGACCGCCGCGGACGACGGAAGCGGGAUCGUGACCUCGCAGUGCGCGGACGCUUUCGCGGUGAGGCGCUCGAGGAGGCACGCGUCCGCGGCAACGGACGAGACGGACGCGACCGCGCGCUCGAACCCGCCGUUGAACGCUUCGCGAUGGGUCAAGACGCGGACGCGGCGGAGCAGAGGACCGGAUCGCGCGUUUCCGCUCGUCUCGGAGGCGCCGCGCGCGUCGACGACGGUGCACGCGUCCUCGGUCUCGGCCUCGGCGACGGACCACGAACAUCGCGGCGGUUUCAUCCUCGGCGCGGCCAUCGCGGGGCUUGCGUGCUCGCUUCUCAAGCGCGCUCGAAUCUGAAUUGUGAAGACUGA
Messenger RNA from Micromonas pusilla CCMP1545, 1680 nucleotides. RefSeq lists its product as uncharacterized. Lineage: Eukaryota; Viridiplantae; Chlorophyta; Mamiellophyceae; Mamiellales; Mamiellaceae. The transcript has a single exon. Bases 1 to 1680 code for a protein of 559 amino acids. The record is from RefSeq and is a predicted model, not a curated record.